This is a messenger RNA of Cryptococcus wingfieldii CBS 7118, 1920 nucleotides long. Its product is annotated as phospholipase B. The record is from RefSeq and is a predicted model, not a curated record. Gene Ontology annotation, biological process: glycerophospholipid catabolic process. Gene Ontology annotation, molecular function: A2-type glycerophospholipase activity. The transcript has 6 exons. Gene Ontology annotation, cellular component: cytosol. Bases 1 to 1920 code for a protein of 639 amino acids. Lineage: Eukaryota; Fungi; Basidiomycota; Tremellomycetes; Tremellales; Cryptococcaceae.
AUGACCUCAGUCAAGACCGCCCUCGCUCUUUCGAUUCUCUCGAUAUCCGCCCUGGCCGCUCCUCCAGAUGUCUCCCACGCAGAGCUCGUAGCCGAGCGGGAUCUGGGCGACCAGAGCUAUGCACCUUACAUGGUGGAUUGCCCAACAAACGUUACAUGGGUCCGAAAUGCUACAACUGGAUUGGGGGACGGUGAAAGGGCUUUCCAAGAAGCCCGACAGGAGCUCGUACAGCCCGCCAUUGAAAAAAUGAUGGCUGCCCGAGGUCUCGCCAAUCCUCCCCGGACACCCAUCAUCGGAGUGGCGCUGGCUGGUGGCGGUUAUCGUGCCAUGCUUACUGGCCUUGGUGGCGUCAUGGGGAUGAUGAAUGAGAGUACCGAGGCCCAAGACAGUGGUACUGGAGGCUGGUUGGAGGGAACCAGCUACUGGGCUGGUUUGAGUGGUGGAAGUUGGGCUACUGGCUCCUUUAUGGCUAAUGGCGGACAGCUCCCUAUUGAUCUCUUGACCAACCUCUGGGAUAUGAGCUCCGACCUCGUCUUCCCCGACAGUGGCAAGCUCACUUUCUACCCCGAGCUAUACCAAGAGACCAACGCCAAGUCUGACCAAGGAUUCCCUAUUCAGAUCACCGACAUCUGGGGUCUCGCCAUCGGCAAGCACGUCUUACCCGAAGAAUAUCAGCUCUCCAACAGCCCCAACUUGACAUUCUCCAGCUUGCCAUCUGUUGUUGGUGCUUUGGGUAACGCCAGUCUGCCGAUGCCCAUCAUCAUUGCUGCGGAGAGAGAGUCGGGAGAGCUGGUCAUUGCCGAGAACGCUACAGUGUACGAGUUUACGCCUUACGAGUUUGGAUCUUGGGCUUUGGGCACCAAUUACAAGGCCCCGGGUGCGUUCACGCCCCUCGAGUACCUCGGAAGUGAGGUCAACAACGGGUCCUCCAACGGCACCUGCUGGAAGGGAUUCGAUCAGCUCUCAUUCAUCAUGGGGACUUCCGCCACCCUGUUCAACGGCAUCUUCCUCUCUCUCAACUCUUCCGAGUCUAGUCUUCUCAACUCUCUCGUCCUCAGCAUUCUCGGCGAGCUCGGCGAGGAUGAGCUCGACAUCUCUCGAAUUCCCAACUCUUUCGCCAACUACAACUCUGACGAAAACCCAGUCUCUGAUUUAGAAUACCUCACCCUCAUUGACGCGGGCGAGACCAACCAGAACGUGCCUUUGGAGCCUCUCAUCGCGCCUGCCCGUGCCGUUGAUGCUAUCGUGGCCUUCGACUCGUCUUAUGACACCACCUACAUCUGGCCCAACGGUACCGCCCUCAGGACUACCUAUGAGCGAGCCAAGGUGCUUGCGGAGCAUGAGAAUGUCAAGGUGCGAAUGCCAGAGAUCCCGAGCGAGGCCGGUAUGAUCAACGGUGGCUACAACACUCGUCCUACCUUCUUUGGGUGCAAUGACACUUCCACCCCGGUCAUCAUCUACAUUCCUUCCUACCCGUGGUCGUACGCUGCCAAUACUUCCACUUACCAACUCGCAUACGACAAUGAUGUCGCUGAGGGUGUCAUGUUCAACGGCAUGCGCUCCCUGACGCUCAACAACACUGUUGAGACCUGGCCCACUUGCUUCGCCUGUGCCCUCACAGACCGGGCCUUCGGCUACACCUCCUCCAACCGAUCUUCCGAGUGCCAGUCAUGCUUUGACACUUGGUGUUGGGCGGGCGAUGACAAUACGACCGACCCGGGGACGUAUGAGCCCGAAAUUGGAAGUGUGCCGCCUUGGCUGUUGGCGCAGGGGCUCAGUACUGGGGUUGCGGGUGCGCCUGAUACGACCUCGAGUUCUUCAUCUUCUGAUGGCGACUCUGGAGACGCCAGUGGUGCGGAGAAGCUCGGGGCGAGCUUGAGUCUGGUCUUGCUGGCUUCGGCUGUGGGAUUCCUACUCUAG